Messenger RNA from Setaria italica (foxtail millet), 567 nucleotides. Its product is annotated as disheveled-associated activator of morphogenesis 2-like. The record is from RefSeq and is a predicted model, not a curated record. The transcript has 3 exons. NCBI's taxonomy places the organism in Eukaryota, Viridiplantae, Streptophyta, Magnoliopsida, Poales, Poaceae.
AUGGCAGGAGAAGCUGAUAGGGCUGCUUAGAACUCCGCUUAUGAGAAAGAUCUUGUUGAAAUAUUACUUGACUACAAAGAUAACCUCAAAUAUAAAGGUCAAAAUAGUUGGAUAUCGGAGGGUUGGAGGAUUAUCACCAGCAAGUUCAAUGAGAAGUUUCCCGUAGCUCAUUUCUCAAAGAAGCAGGUGCAGGAGGAGAAGGAGAAGGAGCUCAAAGCUAAUUACAACGCACUAAGAGAUGCUAAAAGAGACAGUGGUAAUGGUUGGAAUGAAUCUUUGUGUAUGAUACUAACAGAACCACAAGUAUGGGAGAAGCUAAUUGCGAAUCAUCCAAGAGUAGCAAAUUUUCGCAAAAAGCCAUUUCCCCUCUUUUACCAAUUGGAAGCACUAUAUGAAGGAAGUGUUGCUACAGGAAAUCUAAACUUCACAUCAACCAUGCAAGUGGAUCCACCUUCUGCUCCUGCACCUCCUGUUCUUCCUCCUCCUCCUGCUCCUCCUCCUGCACCUCCCAUUGCUCCUGUUGUUCCUCCUCUUGCACCUACUGUUGAAAGAAGUAACUCUGAAUAA